GAAACACUCACAGUGUAUUGAGGUGGCCGAAGAGGAGACAAUGAGAAGCGGCUUGCUGUUGGCGAUCCUGUCCCUUAUGAUGACUCUCCGAUCAUGUCAGUCCAGCUGCGAGGAGCAGGAGCCGCACAGAUCGGAACUAAAGGAUAGCCCGAGUUUUGGGAAUUUCCCGCGUGGCUUUCUGAAGAGGUAUAACGGCAUAGAUUACGACAGCUUCGUGGGCCUUAUGGGCAGAAGAAGCACAGGCGCAAAUGACCUACCACGUCCACAUAAAAGAGACAUGCAUGAUUUCUUUGUGGGCUUAAUGGGUCGGCGAAGUUCAGAAUCUGGUAAUGUUCGCCCUUGGAGAAAGGAGCAUCCAGAGAGAACAGGAGGUAUUUUCUUCAAUAAGUGCAAAUUGAGGUUUCGUCGUGGUGUCUAGGCUGCUGCCAUCGCCUCAUGCUCAGCGGAAGAUGUUAGCAUCUUGCCUAGUGUGCUCCUUUUUGGUUCCAGAUUUUAGAUAUCAUUUUAUGAAUAAAAACAGCUUCUGUUUCUUCUGGGUAAAGGAAAAUAGACUGCAGGCCUAAAACUGAAACUCUGUGGCAAACAAAUAUAAAGGGUGUCCAAGAUCUGUAU
Messenger RNA from Megalops cyprinoides (Indo-Pacific tarpon), 612 nucleotides. RefSeq names its product tachykinin precursor 3a (gene tac3a). The record is from RefSeq and is a predicted model, not a curated record. Bases 41 to 418 code for a protein of 125 amino acids. Gene Ontology annotation, biological process: positive regulation of blood pressure; tachykinin receptor signaling pathway. NCBI's taxonomy places the organism in Eukaryota, Metazoa, Chordata, Actinopteri, Elopiformes, Megalopidae. The transcript is spliced from 7 exons.